Molecule: messenger RNA, 641 nt
Organism: Drosophila busckii
Lineage: Eukaryota; Metazoa; Arthropoda; Insecta; Diptera; Drosophilidae
Gene: RpS19a
Product: 40S ribosomal protein S19a
Exons: 3
Coding region: 35-505 (156 amino acids)
Biological process (GO): ribosomal small subunit assembly; translation
Cellular component (GO): ribosome; cytosolic small ribosomal subunit
Molecular function (GO): structural constituent of ribosome; RNA binding
Source: RefSeq, a predicted model, not a curated record
UUGUUCUUUUUUCCGGUUGACUUUGACAAGAAAGAUGCCAGGCGUCACAGUGAAGGAUAUUGACCAGCAUGCCGUUACCAAGGCGGUCGCAGUUUUCCUUAAGAAGACUGGCAAAUUGAAGGUGCCCGAACAAAUGGACAUCAUUAAGACAGCCAAAUUCAAGGAGCUGGCCCCUUAUGAUCCCGACUGGUUCUAUGUGCGUUGCGCUUCAAUUCUGCGUCACUUGUACCACCGCAGUCCAGCUGGAGUCGGUUCCAUCACCAAAAUCUAUGGUGGCCGCAAGCGCAACGGUGUGCACCCAUCACACUUCUGCCGUGCCGCUGAUGGUGCUGCCCGCAAAGCACUCCAGGCUCUGGAACACGCCCGCUUGGUUGAGAAGCACCCUGAGGGUGGUCGCAAACUGAGCUCCAUUGGACAGCGUGAUUUGGAUCGCAUCGCAAACCAGAUUGUUGCCAAGCAGCGUGACGCCGCUAAGCAGACUGGCCCUAUUGUUAUUUCCAAGUAAAAACGAUGUGUGCACACCGCGCGGAUCUAAUCGAACUCUAAAAACAUUUUUAGACUUCUACUGUAAGCGUUUUUUGUUUGCCCGAGAGAAACGAUAAUAUAAAACCAUUCACUAAAGUCUACAAAAACAAGCGUAA